Messenger RNA from Enhydra lutris kenyoni (northern sea otter), 1488 nucleotides. Its product is annotated as sphingosine-1-phosphate receptor 5. Gene Ontology annotation, molecular function: sphingosine-1-phosphate receptor activity. The transcript has 3 exons. The coding region runs from base 179 to 1375 and encodes 398 amino acids. The record is from RefSeq and is a predicted model, not a curated record. Gene Ontology annotation, cellular component: membrane. Gene Ontology annotation, biological process: G protein-coupled receptor signaling pathway. Lineage: Eukaryota; Metazoa; Chordata; Mammalia; Carnivora; Mustelidae.
AUGGAGAAGGCCCAGCGCCCGGAGCCACCAGAAGGUGACUGCUGGGGUCGGGGGACUGAGGCUAUUGUCGCCUUGCUGAAGACCCCUCCUAACCUGCGCGCCCGGGGUCCGUCGCCGACGGGGCGUUCUCGGGGUGCAUCCCGGAGUCUCAGCUGCAAGUCCUCGGGGCAAGCGGCCCAUGGAGUCGGGGCUGCUGCGGCCGGCGCCGGUGAGCGAGGUCAUCGUCUUGCAUUACAACUACACGGGCAAGCUUCGCGGCGCGCGCUACCAGCCGGGCGCCGGGCUGCGUGCCGACGCCGUCGUGUGCCUGGCGGUGUGCGCCCUCAUCGUGCUCGAGAACUUGGCGGUGCUCUUCGUGCUGGGGCGCCACCCGCGCUUCCACGCGCCCAUGUUCCUGCUCCUUGGCAGCCUGACGCUGUCCGACCUGCUGGCGGGCGCGGCUUAUGCCGCCAACAUCCUGCUGUCGGGGCCCCUCACGCUGCGCCUGUCGCCCGCGCUCUGGUUCGCCCGUGAAGGUGGCGUCUUCGUGGCGCUCGCCGCGUCCGUGCUGAGCCUCCUGGCCAUCGCGCUCGAGCGCCGCCUCACCAUGGCCCGCCGAGGACCCGCGCCCGCCGCGCGUCGGGGCCGCUCGCUGGCCAUGGCGGCCGCCGCCUGGGGCGUGUCGCUGCUGCUCGGACUGCUGCCGGCGCUCGGCUGGAAUUGUCUGGGCCGCCUGGACACCUGCUCCACCGUCCUGCCGCUCUACGCCAAGGCCUACGUGCUCUUCUGCGUGCUCGCCUUCCUCGGCAUCCUGGCCGCCAUCUGCGCGCUCUACGCGCACAUCUACUGCCAGGUGCGCGCCAACGCGCGGCGCCUUCGGGGACGCCCGGGUGCCGCGAGGGGCGCCCCGGGCCGCGCACGCCGCACGCCGCGCUCGCUGGCGCUGUUGCGCACGCUCAGCGUGGUGCUCCUGGCCUUCGUGGCGUGCUGGGGCCCCCUCUUCCUGCUGCUCUUGCUCGACGUGGCGUGCCCCGCGCGCGCCUGCCCCGUGCUCUUGCAGGCCGACCCCUUCCUGGGCCUGGCCAUGGCCAACUCGCUCCUGAACCCCAUCAUUUACACGCUCACCAACCGCGACCUGCGCUUCGCUCUCUUGCGCCUGGUCUGCUGCGGCCGCCGCCCCUGCCACAGAGGGCAGGACGCCUCCCAGGGCUCCGGGAGCCCCGCUGGGGCUUCGGAAGGCCUGAACCGCUGGCUGCCCCCUGGCUUGGAUGGCAGCUCCAGCCGCUCCGAGCGCUCGUCCCCGCAGCGGGACAGGCUGGACACGAGCGUCUCCGCUGGCGGCCCUGGGGCGCCCAUAACCGCCCGGACCCUGGUACCUGCACCGGCCGCCGACUGAUGCCCUUUGGCCUGCCGUUACCCUCCCUAAGGGCCGUUUGGCAGACUUUUUCUUUUUAAAUAAGGAAUUGAUAGGAAAAGCAGCUGAAGAUGGUGGCGGCAGAAGAGACAAAG